Messenger RNA from Eriocheir sinensis (Chinese mitten crab), 438 nucleotides. Its product is annotated as nuclear hormone receptor family member nhr-98-like. The coding region runs from base 1 to 438 and encodes 145 amino acids. NCBI's taxonomy places the organism in Eukaryota, Metazoa, Arthropoda, Malacostraca, Decapoda, Varunidae. Gene Ontology annotation, molecular function: RNA polymerase II cis-regulatory region sequence-specific DNA binding; zinc ion binding; nuclear receptor activity. The transcript has a single exon. The record is from RefSeq and is a predicted model, not a curated record. Gene Ontology annotation, biological process: hormone-mediated signaling pathway; positive regulation of transcription by RNA polymerase II; negative regulation of transcription by RNA polymerase II.
AUGCCUACUCCAGGUAGCCAACAGUCCUCAUGUGUAGUGUGCGAAGUCGGCCCCACACCCACUCCAAGAAACGGCGUCCCUACAUGCCGAUCAUGCCGGGAGUUUUUCCGGAGACACAGCCUUGCCAACCAACCAGCCGCGCCUUGCUCACGCAGUGGUAACUGCCGUGUCAUACGCAAUAGUCGCAACUCUUGCGUAUCAUGUCGUCUGAGGCGCUGUAUCGACGCAGGCUUGCGCAUCGACAACCCUGGGUCCUCAAGUCAAGAUGCCGACGACGACGAGGUUUGCGCCGCCUGCAACCAGAUCAAUCGUGCCAAGCACACAAUUGUGCGCAGUAUGCAGUCGCGCCUCACAUUUGACCUGCGGGUAUCACCCGACGCCAGGCUGAACAGCUGCCCACCUGGCACUGCGACGGUUGCCUGCGUUCCGCUGCCUUAG